AUGGACACAUACACAUUCCGUUUUAAUGUUGAGAAGUAUACGAAGGAGGCACUAAAAAACUUACAAAAAAAUCAACAAGACAUGAAUAACACGGUCAAUGAUUUUCAACAACAACAAUUACGUUCCCAAAUCAGGCAAUUAGAAACUAAUCCUACUCAAAACCAAGCCGAAUUAGCGGCAAAAAAACAGCAACUAAAGGAUUUAGAGAAUAAACAAAAAGAAUCAGACCAGCAAUUACCUUUAACUACUCAAAUUACUAUUUUAGAGAGGGAAAUUAAAGAGUUAGAAGGUAAAUCUAGAACCCAAGCAGAAGAAGCACUUUUGAUUAGUAAAAAGAAGGAAUUGGAGGAAUUAUUAAAGAAGCAGAGUGAUUCUAUUGGUAAGGAAAAUAACUAUGAUAAAACUGCUUUAGUUAUUGGUUGUGGAGUAAUUGGAGUGCUUUUAGUUCUUAUGAUUGUUAGUGAAGGAGCAAGAGAAAAAUACAGGCUUGUCCUUACUGGAUUUUCUAUAGGGGAAACAAAAAGAAAAUCCGAUUCAAUGGAAAAGAAAUUACUAGCACAACAAGACAGUUUAAGCUAUUUUCUAAAAAAUCGUGAAACUAAAGAAGUAAUUCUGAAUCGUCUUAUCAUACCAUUUAAAAGACCGGAAUUGAUUCGGAAACAUAUCAGAAAAGCUGUUGCUAAUAGAUACGGAGAAGGGAAAUAUAAUGUAAUAAGUAACAAUUGUGAGCAUUUUGCUACAUUAUGUGUUGCUGGCAUUAAAUUUUGUUCACAGGUUGAGAAUCUCUUUAAUUUCAAUUUCAAACUAGAUAAAAAGGAAAUUAACGAAGAAACAUUGAAUAAUGAUAAUUUUAUAGCUCAGACUCAAAUUGAAACAAACAACUAA
Molecule: messenger RNA, 885 nt
Organism: Entrophospora sp. SA101
Lineage: Eukaryota; Fungi; Glomeromycota; Glomeromycetes; Entrophosporales; Entrophosporaceae
Source: the annotation of a GenBank genome assembly